ACAUCUCCGAACUCAUCGCCGCGAACGGGAAAGAGCUGCUCCGUCGUCGUCGUUGGUUGUACCAAAAAUCGAAUAUGGCUGCCGUGCUGUUGAAAAAAUUCGCAACGAUCUCGGUUCUCGGUUCUAUUUUCGCGCUGAUCGGUACGGAACAGCAACUGUAAAGCCACAGUUUAACGCGUCGCGAGUUUGUCCGUGCGGGAGUGUACAAAUCCAGCUUCGUGCUUCGCUGCAAACCGCCGAAAAGUGGCGAUCAAAUUCCUGGCCCUGAGACAGCCUUUUUCUCCUGUUCGGUAUUUCGAUCCGUCGUUCGUCAGCCAGUUCCCCUGCGGAAAGAGCGCUUCUGUGUCUGAUUCCGAUUCGGGUUAUUUCAUCGGUGGAUGCAGGUUGAAGAAAGCGACACCGGGAAAGAUUUUGUGUGACUUCAGCAUUUUCAGUCCACCCGAAGGAAGGGUGUCUUCAGAAGGAAGAAGGGACAUAGAAUCCGGAGCAGUAUUGGGUGGAGGAGCCAGUAGUGUUUGGAUACAGGAGCGGAACGCGAAUUGGCGAAUCAUCACCAUCCCGUCUUUCCGGUCGGAGCCGUAGAAGGAUUUCCGUUUGCUCCGUGGGAGUGAAGAAAAUAAAGGCUUGCCCACUUUCUCGAAAAGUGCAAUCACCGCAGAAUCGCCGCCGUGAAGAGUGUCUUGUGCGGUCGCAUUUUCGCCGAGUGCAUCGACGCAAGAAUAUUUUUUCUACGCGAACGAAUUGCGGUGCUGCGGAAACUUGACGACAGAAUCGUCAUCAUCGGGAGGAAACCGCAUCAGCAGCAGCAGCAGCAAGCAGAGCAAAAAUUUUGACCACUGGUGAAGAAAAAAACGCACCAGAAAAAAAAUAUGCGCGAUGAACGGAAGAAAAUUCCGCUGAAGAGCAGAAGCAGUGUGUGAGAAGAAGAACAACAAUAUUCGACACAACAGCAACAACAGAACGGGAAAACAUCGACCGCCGUGAAGAGGAGAGAGUGUGUGCGAUUAGAUUUUGACAGUUCGCCGUGUUGCGUCGCUGUUUGCGUGUGAAUUUGUGUGAAGUCGCUCUCUCUCUCUCAGCUCCCAUCAUCUGCGAUAACACAACAAACAACAACAAAAACAAAGCAGCGAUUGCGAGUGCGACAACGGCGACGACGAAUAGUCAGCGAGGAAAAAGUGAAAUAAAAAAAAAACGGAAGAUCUGCAAGGGUGUUGUGUGUUUCGAUUUCUUUGCUGCUUUAUUUCGGUGGAACGGAUCGUGUGUGUGCGCUUUGGGGCAGGGAUUUUGAGGGGAAUUCGCGAGAUGUUUUGCGAUAAGCUUCCUGAGGGAAUCGCGAGUGAUUUGUGGUGAAGAAAUAGAAGAGCAGAUCGUAAAUCCAAUUAUUUCGACCGGCUUUUCGCUAGUGUUGGAUCCAGCUUACUAUUGAAACAGAUAAUUCCAGUAUUUGUGCUGAACGAGUGACCGCGAGUGUACGUGUGUGCGAUUGGUGUGUUCGCCCUCUUACGUGCGCGUGUUUAAGUGUAAGUUUGUGUGAGCAUUCGCGUCGCGCGCGAGUGAAGUUCAUCCCCGACCCAGUUGUUUAGUAAAUCGGCAAAAAUUCCGAAAAAUAAGAAAAAAAGUAUGGCUGAGAAUUCCGUCAGCAACAGUUUACCAUCGUCACAUCAACAUCCAAAGACAGCAGGUCGUGGGGGAGGUGGCGGUGGUGGAGGAAGUCUUUUACAUCAUAACAAAUCGCUGGACAUGACUUCGUCAGGCGGUGGCAGCAACAGUGGUGGCAGCACAUCGACAACCCCCGGGAAAGGUGGCGGGAAGCAUGCAAAUGUCAUUCACCGGACCACAAGCGAAAGCUUACGGUUAGGGGGUGGGCCUGGGGGGAGUGGUGGGGGAGGCGGAAGCAGUGUAAACGACAGUUCCAUAAGCAGUUCGACUCCGCCGUCUUCACUAAUGCACUCGUCCGGUUCUAUCAACAGUAUCUCGAGGGCUAUUGCCGCGGCUACGGCCGCCGUCACCGGGAAGACGUCCUCGUUUAUGAUCACAUCGGUGACAGUUGGCGCCCGCACCAGUGCUGACAACGGCGAUGACUCAGCAGAUGACCUUGACGAAUCGCACACUGAUGACAACAGCCGGAUAACGGACUUUGAGAAUGAGACUCCAUCAUUUUCUGAGGAUACGUUUAGUAAGGAGGACGUAUUUUUCGCUUCGAACGCAAUUGGAAGUGUUCCAGUCAUUCCGACGAGCUCUCAGUACGGCUUAGCUAUCGUGGCACCAACAGACCGUGGUCACGGCGCAGAAGCCCUUGCAGACGCAAUGCACGUUAGUGUUACAGAUGCGGGUAUAAAUAUAAUGGGGCACGCCAAGGACGAUGGCAAAGAUCCACACCAUAGAAAUGAACGAUUCAAGGUGGUGAAAAUUGAAAGUACUGAACCAUUCAAGCGCGGCCGCUGGGUAUGUAUGGAUUACCUGGACCAUAGUACGCUACAGGCUUCGCCAAAGGAGGGUGCAUCCGGAGCCGGCGAAGAAGCAUCUGCUGCAUCUACAAUCGUCGAUUCCAACUCCAUCCGAACUCAGGACAGUGGAGUGGUGCUGAAUGAAAACUACGCAUCAAAUGCGGUCGAUGGAGACAAUUCUGAUUAUCAUACUCAUCUAGCUGCCAGCGUCCCAGCUAACCCUAUCUUAGGUCUACUAAACAAUGAAUCUCCUGGACAAAGUCUAAAUCUAACCCAACCGGCAAUCGGAACGUCUGCUGGCGGAACCAUUCCUCAAUCUCAGCAAACUAGUCAUGCUCAACCUGCAACAGUGCCGCAUAGCCUACCGCAGGCCCAGCUACAGAAUGCCCUAGCCGGAGCCGGAGCCGGCGCAGGCAACGGGUCAGUACCAGUUCCAGCUGCACAACCGCAAGGACAAUCCCAAUACUAUCCUCACACCAUGUCCAAUAUGGCGGAUAUUACUCAACAGCAGCAACCGCAACCACAACUUCAGCAGCACCAUCAACAUGGUGUCACUCUGCCAAGUAACAUUCAGAUGCAACCGCAACAAGCGAACAGUGCAGCUUCCGUGUCGUCUACCGUUCUUCCGCCAGUGGCAACUGCCCCGUCUACAUCACAGGAAAUGAACAUCGUCAUCGCCAAUCCUCAGCAUCAGCAAUCACAGCAAACGAGCUUCCCCUCUCCUCAGCAAUUUCAGCAACCCUCCCAAACUAAUUCUCCAGUCGUGGCCAGUAUCGGCGAGCCGAUGCCUACGGAAUCGGUCAUUCUAUCGCCGUCCUCUUCCCUGGCUACCGCUGGCUCUGUUUCAACUAGCUCGGUAGCCGGGAACCUUCCCCCUCAACAGCCAGAAUCCGCUGCGCCGGCAGCUUCGUCGGAGCCGCUUGUAACCCCCUCGGCGUCAACCACAUCAUCUCCCGUAACGGCCACUGCAGUAAACAGCGAGAGCAGCAUUUCUGCCCCAGCAGCAAGUUCCACGCCCAGUUCGGCUGCCAACGCAGCCACAGUCAGCUCCCCUUCCAUGUCGAGCACCACAGGGGUUGCCACCACCACCAGCGCCAGCAGUCAACAGAAACAUGCUUCGAUCGCUGCUGCCGCUGCCGCCGCCGCGGACCAUCUUUCGGAAUCGAACCUACUGUCCGCCGUGGCGGGAAUCACCGCUGCAGCGGUUGCCGGAACCGGCGGAGAGGAUGGCGAAAAAUCCGGCGAGGAUGGAGAAAGCUCGGGCCGGAUACAACCGGCAGCGGCGGCCUCGGCGGUAUCAACCGAUUGGACUGUGCACGAUUCGAUGGCCGAUAAUCAGACUGGCGCCCGGCAACACCUGCCACUGUCGUUGACCAGUAGUCUCCAGCGAGACCUGCAGCAAAAUAUCCCGCUAGAUCGAACUAGAAUUCCCAAUAGUAGCGCUAGUAGUAGUACUUACAAGAACACCAUCUACACCGACAUUGCCCUCGGGCGGUCCAUCCAGAACGUGAUGCGUCCAUCGUCGAUCGGAGGUUCGCGCUUUGGCGCGGCUGCGACCUCGUCAACCCAUCCGGAGACCCAGCACCAGGAUGAAUCGCUUUGCAAAAGUGCUUUCAACUUUUUGAAGGGCGGCGGCAACAGCCACAGCAUCGCCAGCUGUACGGCCAAGCACCCGCACAAGUGUGUUCAAGACUUAAUCAAGGAGGAAUUCGGUGGGUACGGUGGCUCGACCGGAUCCGGAAGUCUCAGCAACGCCGGAAGCUUAGUGAACAUCCACGUCGAAUCGGAUUACCCACCGCAUGGAGGUGGCAUUGCGGGCAUACCCGGUGGGUUUCAGUCCAAUCCGGGCUCGGGCCGAAACAGUCCGUCCCACCAGCUGUUCCACCACGGAUCGCCUCCGAAACUGCUCAACGCAAUUGGCCACUCGAUAAGCAUACCAAACAGUACCCGGGUCAGUCGAGCUCCGUCACCGUCGUUCCUGCACGCAGUCGCCGGAGACCAUCCAAGUGCAUCUGGGACCAGUGCGGUUGCGAUUGACAACAAGAUCGAGCAAGCUAUGGAUCUUGUCAAGUCCCACCUGAUGUUCGCCGUCCGCGAGGAGGUUGAAGUGCUGAAGGAAAAAAUCUCCGAACUCAUGGACCGCAUCAACCAGCUCGAGUACGAGAACAACAUCCUGAAGCAGAACGCCUCCCAGGAAACGCUCUCGCAGCUGACCACGAGCGGUGGCGGAGCGAGCAACGCCUCGACGACGGCGGCGGCAGCGGCAGUAGUGGCAGCAGCCGCCGCGGCCGCUGCGGCAACGGCGGCAGCGGCAGCCUCGGCCAGUGCACCCUCAGCUCCAGCCAGCAAGGGCCCCUCCAGUGCGGCGGCCAAUCCCAGCUCGAACGGUUCCGUUUCCUAGAUGUUCCGCCUAGACGCGCCCUCACAACACUACUCGCUACUACUACUACUAGCUGCUUAUUAUGAUAGUACUAGGAAAGACGAUAACUUGCUACGGGGUGAGAACGCUGGGCUGCGGUCGCCGCCUGUAGAUGAACCCGAUGUUGACGCCGGCCACAGAAACGAGGAACCGGCGUUAGACGAGACAAGACAGGGCCGCAUGCCGAGCCGCACACCCCCGACCACACCGCAAAAAGCACCUUGAAGACGAAGUCCUGGCAAACCAAUAUGGAAAGGAAAUUACAAGUAUCUAAUCAAGCAGAAACAAUAGAAAACAAAAAACAACUCAAAGCCAAGUUAAUCGUAAUUUGCUAGAAUCGAGAGGUAAGAAACUUCGUUCAUUCUCAAAUUCCUAAUACGCUAGGAUUUUAUUUUAGAAUUGUGUCAGAGAUGAUUAAAAUUGAAAACAGACCGUGGUAAGCAAUGCCAAAAUGGAGACAAACCGCACUAACGCUAGACAAGAAGGUAGAUUUUCUUUUUUUUCGAAUUAAGGGAAAAAGCAAGGCAACUGUAUGAAAUACAUUGAAAGCUCCUCGAACCCUCGAAAACUCCUAUUGGUAUUCGUCUCACUAAAUUGGAAAGGACUUAUGCUGAGUAGCGAUCCGUUGCGUUGGUUUGCGGUGUCCUAUUUCUGGAUAACUCUGCGCAGUAUCUCGAAAUGUCGACGCACUUCUGUCCCAACGUAGUUCGCAGGAAGGAACAGAACUGAUACAUUGGAAUUGUGAUUUUUAUGUCGCUGUCGAAUCCAAGCUUCGCAAAUUUUGCAUGGUUCGUUUGAAACUGCAAACUUGUUUGUGACUAAAAUGUGUUGUUCAAAGAACUCUACGAAAUUUGUGUCACUUGUGCAUAACAGUUUUUAGUAGAUUGAUGCUUCAACAUAAUGAAAGCAAUAAAAUAUCAUAUGGCAAGAAUGCUGAAUUUCGAAAAUGUUCGGUUUGGUAACGUUUUGUAGAGUUUUGAGUUUAUUUUUUAAAAGAUACUCAUCAUAAACUGAAGUAACUGGCUAUUUAAUCUAAUUCGAAUAUCAUUAUCAACCAGUGAGCAAAAUUUGUGACAGUCAAACUGUCUUUUUUGAAGGAAGAUACACAAUGAGAAGCGUACAUAUUUUCAGCGUAAAUACGACUCAAUCACGUCAAAUAUAGGUUUCUAUAACUUGACAAAAGUUCGUAACGCUACCAGACCAAGAAAACAUCCUUCAUGCCUACAAUUUUAUCUGAAAAAUCAUUAAAAUUUAUUAACGUUACCAUGUUUCUAUCAAUUGGCUAAACAGUAAUUAAAAUCAGCAUAUUAAGUUCAAAUAACUUCAAUGCAACUUAAUCCGAUCGUUGCCAAAACUUUUAAGCAUCAGAAUCAAGAAACACAAAAUUUUCUUUCCUAGCACAUACAUACAGAUUGCUAUGAAUAAAAAUAAAAAUAAUAAUAACGCGUUGACGGCAGAAAAUCGACAAGCUUAGCUAAAGAAGGUGAAACAAAGAAAUAAAGCAACCCAAAAUGUGAUUCUUUUGUACAUAUACAUAAAUGAUAGUCUAUCUGUAAGAGAAGAGACAUGAAUUAUCCGCGCGGAAUGGUUGGGUGUGACAGUGAUAAUAAAGGUAUGUAAAAGCAACACUAAGCAGUGAGUGCGCAAGUUGGAUUCCGAAUCAGAGAAGUUAGCUGACAGUUUCCCGAUAUAUCCCCCUCUUUACUGCAUUCGUGGUCCAAUUCUCGGGGUCCACUGAUUAUUGUAUGUGUGUGACCGAGUGCGAAUUCAUCGGCGUGAUUGGACAUGCAAAGCAAGUUGUAAAUAUUUCCGUAGGAAUGGUUGAAUGAUGAAUCUCGGAUAGUGUAUGACCUCUUAGGGCCCCGGAACGACCCCCACGAAGUAUUGCUUGCGAUUGGUGAACAAAUUUUGCGAUGCCAACGAAAAUAGGCGUGAAAACUGAUUAUUAGAAUAACACAAUUGUCCCAGACCCUACGCAACUGCUCUGGAGCUACUCUAACUAAAUAGCUUCUGAUGGUUGUUUAGAGUUCAGCGUAAACUAAUGAUGGCAAACUUUUUGGCGGUACGAGUAGGCUGGGGUCCAAGGCCCCGGCAAUCCAACCUCGCAGGCGAAGACACAUUAGUUGCGUUACCCUGGAUGUCAACCCAAACAGAAUUAGAGAACCGAUGUAAAAACAAUCAGGGAAAGCCAAUAAAUAGUUGUUUGAAUUUGAUCUGAUGGAACUGAUGAGCAGACAUUAUUAUCCAAUAAAUCAACCGAUGAUGAUCGAUGAAACGGCCGAACACGGCGUAAGAAGAAGAAGAAAAUCGGUAGCAUGAAUGCUGUGAAUAGUUUGUAAGAACCCAAACAGUACGUUUCCUCUUUUUUACAUACCGAGCGAGCGAAAGUCACGCCCUUCCGCGUCUGUAUUCGACAUAGGUCGUUGUCAUCGUAGGCUAUAAGAGGAACUGUUGAUAGGCUGUUAAGAAAUAUCUUGUUUAUUUUUAUAGGAUUUUUGUUCAAUUGUCCUAGUUGAAAACGCAAUUAUGUAGUCAGUCCUAUUUAUUAUUUUGUAUAUUGGUUAACCAAAAAAUGAAGCAAAGCAUUGUGUGCACAUGCGGAGAAUGAAUGAGCGAGAAAGAAUAAGAUGAUGAGGAUAGUUUUGGACAAAUAAAAAGAUUAAUAAAUAAAUGUGGAGAAGUAAGAGAAAAUGCGAAGCGUAGAUGUCGCAAACGAAGGAAUCAAUAAAUAGUUAAGACUAUCAAGCAUUAUUCAAUAAUGAAACUGCAGAAAAUGAGCGAUAAACUUAAGCGAAUGAAUACGAAGCAAACAAGGUGUUGAUAAUAUAGUCAUUAUAAAAUAUGAUAAUUUAA
Messenger RNA from Armigeres subalbatus, 7719 nucleotides. RefSeq names its product protein bunched, class 2/F/G isoform (gene bun). Lineage: Eukaryota; Metazoa; Arthropoda; Insecta; Diptera; Culicidae. The transcript has 6 exons. Gene Ontology annotation, cellular component: cytosol; nucleus. Gene Ontology annotation, biological process: positive regulation of cell population proliferation; negative regulation of apoptotic process; regulation of transcription by RNA polymerase II. The record is from RefSeq and is a predicted model, not a curated record. Bases 1621 to 4848 code for a protein of 1075 amino acids.